Messenger RNA from Panicum virgatum (switchgrass), 3868 nucleotides. RefSeq lists its product as uncharacterized. Lineage: Eukaryota; Viridiplantae; Streptophyta; Magnoliopsida; Poales; Poaceae. The record is from RefSeq and is a predicted model, not a curated record. The transcript is spliced from 4 exons. Bases 648 to 1571 code for a protein of 307 amino acids.
UUUCUCUUGCCCUAACUUUUCCAAUCUACUAUUUGCUGUUCUUCCGUCGUCUCUACGUCGAUUGAGGGCGUUCUAGGUGGCCUGCCGACCCUAGAACAACCCUACGUGCGCCUGCCCCGACCUGUCCUUCCCGGGCGACGUUCGUUGGUCUCACCGCUGGUCUGCUCGGCAACAACCGGUCUGACCGGUAUACCCGUCCGGUCAGAGCAUCGGCGCUGCGUUGUGCCGUCGCUCGCUGCGCAUUCAAGCGUUUCCGUGUGUUGGCCUUAGUUCUGCGUCAACACCUAGCAUCCCCCGCCGCCGCCCCGUUGCCCUCCGCCCCCGCCGCCGGUUGCCGCCCUUUGCCUCUCGCCCUCCUCCACCGCCGCCGGUCGCCGUCCUUGGCCGCUGCCCCCUCCCGGGCUCCCCACGUCUCGACCCCCGCCGUCGUCGCACCUCCGACCCCCGUCGUCCGCUCUGCCCCUGCGAUCGGCGGCGUACCGGUGACGGAUCUCGUCCGCUCCGCCCUCCGUCGAUGUCGUUCGUCGAUCUAGGCUGGCGACGUCGAGGCGAAGCUAUGGGCAGUGGAUCCGGUCCAGCGGCGUCGAGGUGGAUCGGCGGGCGGCGGCGUAGAGGCGGUGCAGCGACCGGCAGUUCCAAGCGGCGGCAUGGAGCGAGCGGCGGAUCUGAACGCUGGUGUCGAAGAGGCAGCGUCGGCAGUGGCGGUGCUGUCGAGGCGUCAACGCGAACGGCGGCGGGAGCGAGACGGACGAAGGCGACAUCCAGGCAGAGGCGCGGGUGGCGGGAACGCCGGUGACGUCCACCGCCGUGCGGUGCCGUGUUUCCUUUUUUCCUCUCAAUUUUCCUUUUCUUCCUCAAUUUUUCCCUUUUCAGUUUUCUUCCAUGUUUUCUUCCUACGCGGCGGAGCGCGUUCUUCACCUAGUGUGCUCAUACCCAUCCAACGGUCUGUCUUCUUUGGAUCAUCCUGCACAUCAGACCUCCACGGCUCCACCCCCGCCCUCCCCACUCCGCGCCUCGCGUACGUGCCUCGCGACGCGAGUUCGAUCCCCACCGGCGCCGAUUUUGCCACACACCGAAAAAGAAACGAAGGGGCACACCUGCAGCCCUCCCUGCGUCGCUCCCUCCCACCGGCGCCUCCCCAUGCCCCUUCCCUCCCCACCGGUACGCUCGGGGAUCACGGCGUCGUGCUCGGCUCCCGCGCGAUGGGCCGCCUCCGACAUCCCAGGCGGAGCGCUCGCGCCCGGAGAACGCCCACGCUCGCGGACGCCGCCGCCGACGUUGGCCCAUCACCCGCCGGACGGAUCUCGGGGCGGCCUGUCCGGGGCAGCGAGCCGACGCCGGAUCUAGGGGCGCCCGAUUUCGGAAGCCGUCGCUGGGCGCUUGGUCGAAAGGGGGAGGGGGAGGAGGAGGCCGCCGGGCGCUGCACGCCGGUGCCAGCUACUCGGCCAACGCCGCCGUGGCAGAUCUUGGUAGCGAGGAUGAGGAGGCGACGACCACCAACAAGGCAACAACUCUGCUUCUACGGUUCUACCUGGCAUCCCGUCGCUAGACUAAGCAUCCCUACCAGCUGAGCAACACCGAAUGUGAGGCUCAUUCCCUCCCAGGUCUUUACAAUUUCAAUUGAUUCCCAUGUUUUUAAGAAUGUAUCUGUGCAAUCACAAAUAAACGAAGGUAGCAAACAAAUAAAAAUUGAUCAUGUUUUAUACACAUGUCUGAUUAUUACACUUCUCUGCACAAAUAAAUGUUCAUGUCAUAAUGUACAGAUGUGGUCCAUUAUAUUUUUUUGGCAUCAGCUGAAUUUUUUGAACUGGUGUUCGUAUGCUUUGUAACUACUUUCAGUGCAACAUAAAUAUGAAAUGACAUUAUUGGAAUUGAUUUGGGAACUACUAACUGAUAUGUUUCUGUUAUGGAGGGAAAGGUCAGGUCCCGUGCUAAAGACCGUCCUUUUUUCCUGUCUCUCUCAUUUAUCUAGCUGAAUCUGCAUCAUCCCAUCUGGUACUCUAUAUUCCACAUUUGUGCCUGGAGGUGCAAUUUAGCUGAAUCUGCAGGGACGACAUCUAUCCAGGUGUUCAUCAACGGCACGGUGUACAAGGUGCCCGGCGCCGGCGCACUGCUUGACUUUGGCCGUCAUAUUUGGGCGUGACGUGAUGCUGGUUCACUCCUCCGGCGAGAUCCUGCCGUUGAACGAACACGGCAUCCUCAUGAAGAGCUUGCAGAUGGAGGAAUGCUACUACCUGGUUUCGAGAUCAACUUAAUCAGCCGGCCUGCUGUAUGAUGAUGAUUCAAGUUGUGUGCUACUAGCUAGGAAGCACAAGCACUUGAUGAGCAAAUUGUCCACGUCCGGAGCGUCUAUGUCAACAUGUGUACUAAUGCAUGUGUUGCUCUCUCUCUCUCUCUCUCUGGAGAAGGAUUGGUUUACGGAUCCGCCCCUUGCUUGACUUUCUGGAUCGAAUUCUGUCUCCAGGGUUUAAUUGUGGUUUUACCUCAGUGGCCCAGUGGUAGCUCAAAGCUGCAGUUUUAUUCCCCUGCUCAAUUGCUGGAUUUGGGUUUAUCUUGCUGAAUUUGGAUAUAUUUACUUCCAGUUGAGUUGGAGAAUUGCAUGUUUCAGACUGGAAAUUUCUCGUUGGAGUUACUACGGACGGCCCGAGCCCAAGCUACCGAGGAACGACAGCACCAGCUUGUUGGUCGCCGGGGAGCAGACCAACACGACGGACUAAAUGAUUCAACAUCUUGAAUAUGAUAUCUGCGAAUAUGGCUGCCUGCAUUGCCCUAGAGAGCAUAUCAAUUCUUGAGAAGCUCCAUUCUAAAGGCGCCAUAGCUCAGUUGUCAUGAUAAUGAAAGACCCUGAUGCACAGCUCCACCUUCUGCCUGAUAGAUGCUUCAUGGCACAGGGCAUUAUGCACAAACAGCCCCUGCUCUUUCUGCUGGACCGUUGAAGGAGCUGAGGUUGUUCCUUGGUACACUGCAUGCUCCCGUUUCAUCUUCAAAGGAGGGUGGAAGGCACAGGGAAAAGAGAAGCUGAUACCAGUGAGGUGUCAAGGGAUGAGCUGGAAUUCCUCCUAGAUCAUGAGCUGUGGUUCAAUGCUCUAAACACAAGGUGAUGUGCAGCUAACCAAAUCAUAGCUGGUUCAGUAUCCUACUAAUCACAUCGACAAUAUUUUAUUCCCUCUGAUUGCUAAUUUUGUCUACAGCUUGAUAUGAAACUUUACUGAAGAUCAACCAUAGAUAGCUCAUGUUCAGAAACAAACCAUUACUUAUUUAUAGGCUGCUGUGUACUUGUGUGCUUGCCCAAAGAACAAAGUAAUCCUUUUUCAGUUUCAAAAUUAUGUACUAACUCGGCCACAAUUUCUGAAUACUAUAUCAAAUUAUGGGAAUGUGUAGAAAGAAAAGGUUUCAGCUUGACCACCGCAAAGAAACUUCUUCCUGUGUCAUCUUUCUAUUUCAUCAUACGCUAUUAAUCUAUUUCAUCAUCCGCUAGGAAAAAUAUCAUUCAGAAGCAGAGGUUGGCUUUGAUCUUCGACUUCCUCCAACUGAAGAUAUGGGAUUGUAUUUAUCAUGUUCUAAACUCAUAUUAUCUCCUGGUUCGAUGAUUCUUGUAAAAACUCCAGUUAUGGAUAAUCGUGGGUGAUGUCGAUCAUGGUUUGUGUGUUUCACUUAUAGAAAGGGACUAGACUAAUUGACUUAAAUUACAGUUUUGUUUGUCGUAUAGCUUUCAACUGUAAUAAUGCUAACAUUUCUGCUAGUCGUGGACUCGUGGGUACUGACGGUUGUAUAUUUGGAACCUGUAUUUAUUUCGUAAUCAACAAUUUGUCCGUGGCGUUAGCACGGGCACCUUACUAGUUAGUAGUAAGGCAUACAUUCAUGUGAA